AUGCGCUUGCAAUCACCUCGCUGCGUUAUCUGUAGGGGAUUAUUACAUGAAGAAAACGCAAAUAUUCCCGAAGUAACCGCGAACUUGGUAGCUCGCGCUGCUCCGUCAGGGGUCGGAAAGGCGAGGGACGUGGCGCCCAGGGAGAACCCAGCGCGCCGACUCUGCACGGCUUUCAGAGAAAACCUGAACGUGCCGUCCGCUGAGGACAGCGAGCGGGCCAAAGGCCGCCGCGCAGCCACUUCCUGCCGGCAGCGCCAGCCCGGCCCCCGCGCGCCUCCGUCACCGGCCGCUUCCAGGCGCUGGAGGGAGGGACUGCGGCCACAGCGGCGGGUCCUGGAGCCGCGGCUCGGCCACUCCCGGCCCCGCACGGGCGAAGCGCGCAGCGGAGCGCGGGGUCGCCGACCCCGGCCUCCCGGAACGCGCAGCGCGGGGGCGGGGCCGGGGGCGGGGAUUUCUGGCACUUUCUGGGAGCUGCCAGCGCGGGGCGCCAGGGCUCGGAGGCUGGAAACGCCGGCGACAGAGACGCAGCCGCAGCCGCCUUUCCCUGGUCUCCGGCGAGGCCGCGCCGCCCGCGCCGCCACGGCCAAGUGGGGCCACGGAGACCCGCGCUGGAUCGUGGAGGAGCGGGAGGACGCCACCAACGUGAACAACUGGCACUGGACAGAGCGGGAUGUCACCAACUGGUCCAAGGACAAGCUCCGGGAGCUCCUGGUGGGCAUCGUUGUGGAGAAUGAAUCUGGCCGCUGCGAGAUCAGUGAGCUGAAGCAGGUGGAAGGAGAGGCUUCCUGCAGCAGCCGCAAAGGAAAGCUGAUUUUCUUCUAUGAGUGGAACAUCAAACUGGGCUGGAAAGGUACAAUUAAAGGAUCUGGUGGGAAGCACAAGGGACUGAUUGAAAUACCCAACCUUUCUGAAGAGAAUGAAGUAGAUGACACUGAGGCCUCAUCUCCAGUGGCACUGGGUGUAAGGAUUCCUACUGUGGCUCUGCACACGACUGGACUGUUUGACACAAGUGUAGAGCAGCUGUACAGCAUCUUUACCGUGAGAGAUUUGGUGCAAGAAUUUUUUAAGUCUCCUGCUGUAUUAGAAGCUGAAAAGGGAGGGAAAUUCCAAAUGUUUCAUGGGAACAUCACUGGUGAAUAUAUAGAUUUGUUAACAAAUAAAAAGAUCGUCAUGAAGUGGAGAUGUAGGAACUGGCCAGAAGAACACUAUGCAACAGUUGCACUGAAUUUUGUACCUACUCUUGGGCAAACGGAAUUAUAAUUGGACUGUAAAGGAGUUCCUGUCUGUAAAGAAGACAAUAUGAAAUUCUGUUGGCAGAAGCAGCACUUUGAAGAAAUAAAAGGUUUACUGUAGCUGACCACUCUAAAUGGUUAAUUAGAUUUCAUAAGGGCAUUCAUUACUUUUUUGUAAACAGAAAAAAGUGUCAUGUUUACUUCUCUAUUCUUCCUUUAAAAGAGAACAAAACCUCUUAUUUUAUAUUGGAUGAAAUCCAUGAACCUAUAUAGAAUUUAAAGCAUUGUUUGACUCUAACUAGACUCUGCAUUGAGUUAAAAAUAGCAAGCAACCUGAAGUUAGGUAUUAACCUCACUUUCCAUAGAUGUUCCUCUGGUGUCCUUGAGUGCAGAUGGUUGUUGAAGUUUCCCAAGCUAAAGCCUGUCCUAGAGCAAGCUUACCAUCAGCUGUAGUUUUAGUUUAAGAUGACAAAAAAGUAAAUGGCACGUUAUUACUAUUCCUUUAUUUUACUUUAGGGUUUUUAGUCUUAGGUAGUAAAACAAUGGCAUGUUGUAUCUAAAAGCAUGUUGAAGUGCGGGCUGGUGGGCUGUAUUGUUACACCUCUCUGCCAUCCUUGGUUGGCAGUGCAGCAGUUGUGCACUUGGACUGAGAAGUGUAUGGGGCUAAGUCCUCAUGAAAUAGAAUAUAAUGGAUAAUUAUAAGUGCUUUCCUGCCCCCCCCCUCAUGGUUUUCUCAUUACUUUCUACUUUCAUCUGAGAAGACUGAAGCAACGUAUGUAAACAAAUAAAAAGUCAUCACAAUCAGUUUAAUUAAGUGCACAGAAUAGCAAUCAGUCAUGUCAAUAAAAAUAAAACAAUUAUUUUUA
Molecule: messenger RNA, 2098 nt
Organism: Cynocephalus volans (Philippine flying lemur)
Lineage: Eukaryota; Metazoa; Chordata; Mammalia; Dermoptera; Cynocephalidae
Product: activator of 90 kDa heat shock protein ATPase homolog 2-like
Exons: 8
Coding region: 1-1260 (419 amino acids)
Biological process (GO): protein folding; positive regulation of ATP-dependent activity
Cellular component (GO): cytosol
Molecular function (GO): ATPase activator activity; protein-folding chaperone binding
Source: RefSeq, a predicted model, not a curated record